Asparagus officinalis (garden asparagus) is the source of this 1539-nucleotide messenger RNA. RefSeq lists its product as uncharacterized. The record is from RefSeq and is a predicted model, not a curated record. The transcript is spliced from 3 exons. The coding region runs from base 1 to 1539 and encodes 512 amino acids. NCBI's taxonomy places the organism in Eukaryota, Viridiplantae, Streptophyta, Magnoliopsida, Asparagales, Asparagaceae.
AUGGAUGUACACUUUCGAGAACUUGAGCCAUAUUACACCCGGAAGGUAACUUUAUUCGUUGGUAACUCACCUAAUACUGAAAAUAUAAGGCGAGAGGAGGAGAAUAGUGAGAGAUCGGUGAAUGUGGAGAAAUCAAUUUCUGUAACGAUUCCUUGGGAAGAAGAGGAGAACGAGACAAGAGAGGAGAAUGAGACAAGAGGUGUUAGGUCUAUGGCUCAGGGGGAGCUACUUACCUAUAGUAGGAAGCGAAAACAAAUUGUGGGAACAGUACCUACAGUGUCACUGGUGCCAAGUCCAUUGUCAAUGCCUGCCCCGACUUCUGAGACACCUACACCACCACCAGAUUCCUCGCAAGGUGAUACCAUUCCUCUUCCUACUCCUUCCACACCAAUGUCUGUACGGAGAACUACUCGUAGUAAUGCGGGAAAUCCUCCUGAUAGAUAUGGUUGGGAUCUUGCCCAGAUGGACAUAAGAUCACAGAGUCAGGAUCAAGAAGAAAUAUUUCGAGGUCUAGAAAGUGAGGGACAAAAAAGAGCAAGGAUGGAUUAUAUGACAUGGACUGAAGCAGAGGCUAACGAAUUGCUUAGACUGUUAGUAGAGGAAGUUAAGAAUGGAAAUAAGCAAGCAAAUGGCAGUUUUAAAAAGUAUGUGAUUCUGAAGAAUGUGAUACCCCCUCUAGUUGAAAAUUUUGGAAAAGAUUUUAGAUAUAAUCAUGUAAUGAACAAGAUAAAGCAAUGGAAGAGAAAGAUUGCACCUGUAGAGAUCCUGAUGAAAAAUAACUCUGCUUUUGGUUGGGACCCUACCACACAGAAAUUUACAUGUCCCGACGAAGUGUGGAAUGGCAUUUUAGAGGCACGUCCAAAUACUCCAAAUCUUAAGGAUAAACUUUUCGAGAAUUUUGAAGAUAUAUUGAUGGUAUGCGGAGAUCAUGGCGCUUCUGGCAAAGGAGCUAUAGGUUUAGGUCCUGAUGGCUUGGAUGAAGCACGCUUAGAGGAAGUGGUUGGGGAGGGCAUACUUGGUGCUGAUGCUGAGAUGGAAUCUCCGGAUGGAGGAAAUGCUACUGUAGAUAUGCAACAUGCUACCACCGUUCCCACUGAUAAUGUGCCAUUAUAUGGUUCUGGACCAUCCACUCUGAAUAAUGGUAAACGAAGGCGUAGGUCAAUUGGUACUGCAGGCACAUCCUCUGCAUCUUCCCAGUUAUCGUUGCAAGAGGUAGGAGAGGGAGUUGUCACUGUAGGUAAAGCUUUUCAUGAGUUAGUUGAUGAGUUGAGGAAGAUAAGAAAAGGUCGGAAUAAAGAAUGGGUUGAUGCUGUUAUGUCUACUUCUGAAUUGACUAAGCCACAAAAAUGGAAUAUACUCAGUGACAAUAUCUCACAGGACAUGAAGGAUGCCUUUAUUGACAUGGAUGCAAAAGACCGCUAUGAGUUUCUACAUUUUAGGUUGACCGGUGAGAUAAUGAAUGAUGGUAAGGAUGUGACUCAAGCCAAUUCUGAUCCAAAUGGUGAAGAUUAUGAUUCUGAUUUCCUUGGAGAUGUUUAG